Harpia harpyja (harpy eagle) is the source of this 1566-nucleotide messenger RNA. RefSeq lists its product as uncharacterized. The transcript has 12 exons. The record is from RefSeq and is a predicted model, not a curated record. Lineage: Eukaryota; Metazoa; Chordata; Aves; Accipitriformes; Accipitridae.
AUGGCUGCAGUUGGGAAUGACCGUUAUUCCCAUUUUCACUCCCCCUAUGCACAGCGAACGUACAGCAACGUCCCCUGCUUCUGGGAAACACAACCCGUAGGCUGUGUGAGGUUCAACUGUGCCUUCCAUCAUAGCAAGCCUCGUAAUAUAAAUGGACUUUUUUUGCCACCUACCAACAGUGCCCCACUGCAACAGGGUGUCCAAGGAGGGAUUCUGCAUCCAGCGCAUCGUCAAGAAUUACUCAGAACUCAAAAGAAUAUUGUACUACCAAUUCAUCCUCCAGUGAUUAUAAACAUCAAUGACGAUGACGAUGAUGAAGAGGACGAUGAAGAGGAAGAGAAUUGUGUUCCUGAGUGGGUGCCUAGGACUGCUGCAGAUCUUGAAGAGGAAAGAGCAAUAAAGGAAAUAUGCUAUAAGUCUGGAGAGUAUUACGGGAUUCAGUACCCCCACAAACACCAAUCAACAAAAACUGUGUCUGCACCUCGGGAAAAUGAGCUAUUGCCCUUGGAAGCUACUGAGCAACACUUGCAGAAAGGUGAUGGUAAUGCAAUUCCUACAAAAUUGAAUAAUACAAAGAGAGAAGGACAGACUAAAGGAAGGAGAGGACCAACAGAGAGUAUUCCCAGAACAGAUUGCAGAUCCUCUGAAAACGGAGGUAAUAUACUUUAGCAUCAGCUUCUCAUUGCUGAACAUCACAUGGUCGAUAAAAUAACUGAUUGUAUUUGGAUUCGGCUUAGUAGCACAACAUUAUUGCUUAAGUUUGUUCUUUCACUUUUAGGAAUUCGCACUUCAGACCCCAAAGCCAAACCAAGGUACCGACCAAGGGGUCAAAGGAAGGAUGAUCAAACUGCUUCUUCUUAUAUUCCUUAUGAGAGAGAAACUGGAAGAAAGACUGACUUUAAUUCUUCAGAACCUCGAAGAUCAGCACUUGCAUUGUACCCUACUGUCACCAUCACCCAAGAACCAAAGUUCAACGGGUCUACAGGUGAUGGUAAUGCAAUUCCUACAAAAUUGAAUAAUACAAAGAGAGAAGGACAGACUAAAGGAAGGAGAGGACCAACAGAGAGUAUUCCCAGAACAGAUUGCAGAUCCUCUGAAAACGGAGGAAUUCGCACUUCAGACCCCAAAGCCAAACCAAGGUACCAACCAAGGGGUCAAAGGAAGGAUGAUCAAACUGCUUCUUCUUAUAUUCCUUAUGAGAGAGAAACUGGAAGAAAGACUGACUUUAAUUCUUCAGAACCUCGAAGAUCAGCAUAUGUAGUCUACCGUACUGUCACCGCCACCCAAGAACCAAAGUUCAGUGGAUCUACAGCAGUACCUGAGCCACGUGGUUGGAAAGGCUCCAAGCAAAAGAAUCAGUUUGACACUAAUAGAAGAUUUUGGACCCAAAUGGAAAACUAUGACAAGUAUACUUCAGGAUCUUACAAUGCACCAACUCAAAGGAAAAGAAAUCCACAUGCAAAAACGUUCUCUAAGUCUAAAACAACCAUUCAGAGCCAAGAAGACAUAGACGUGAAUAGAAGAGGAGAACGGUAUAUAGACAGAAGAAAGAGAGGAAGCAAGUAA